CUUUUGUUCAUUCCAUAGCGAUUAUUUUGGCAGUGAGUUCAUCGUUUUGCAAGUGUUUCUUUUUUCGCGUUAAUCUAAAUUGCUGUUUUCAAAUCUAAACCAUGCAAAAUAAUCGCCCCAAACCGCGAGAGAGCCCGUCAGCACACGAGAGGGAAUCUAUCUACGAUGAAACGCGCCACAUGGUGAAUAAUCUUCCCAUUUCCCCGACUAUGUACGAUGGCACGUAUCCUGCGUACGAAGAGUUUACCAGCAGCCUGGUGUUGCAAUCGUCCGUUUCUGAGCUAAGCUUUUCUUCCGAGUCCCCGGACAGUGGCUCGCAUGUGCACUUUCAAAACGUCGAUCCCAUCAUUGAGCUUCCAUCGACCCCGCUGAAGGAUGGCAGCCGGCAACCGGAAGAGUGUACAGUCUGUACCGACACCGAAACCAUAUCACAGAGCACGAUCGGUGCUGCGCUGGAAAAGUCCGGUACGGUGCUGAUGCAACGGUCGCUGGAAAACCGUCUAGCCCAGCAGCUAGAACAAAUGCACGCCAUGAUGGGUAACGAAGACGAGUUGGUCGUGCUGAAGCAGCACAGCAUACGGGCGAUGGCUUCCCAGCCGGCCUUCACGAAGGACAUGCUGCGCGAUUUCAUGGAACAUUCGGAAACGAUGUUCAACCUGGUGCAUGAAACCAACGGCAAUAGUGCACAGUUUGUCAUCGGGAUUGAGGAAGCGGAAGCAAGCGAUCCGGAUGUUCCCGGCUGUUCGCAUCGUCCGGUUAGACGUUCGAUAGUACCGUCCGUUACCAACGACAAAGGAGAGAAUGAAUUUGUAGGAUGCUUUAGCAAGGACAACGAUAUGGUCUUGUACAAACGCACGAUGCCGGAAAAGCCGAAAAUGGAGCGGGAAGAUCGCGAAAGUAUCGAUUCCCUUAUCGCUCAUCACGCUCAAUGUCUCGUGGAAGCGGAUAAGGUCACCAGUCCGACGGUUCACGUGCGUCAGGAUAAUGAUGAUAAUAUGCUCGCCUUGCUGACCUUUUCAGAUCAGUCAUCGGCCGUGCUAAAGACGACCAGCGCCAUGACGGAAGGUAUUACCUCAGAAGACGAGCUGAACGAAGCGAUACUGAGCACUUACCGGCAGCUUGUCGCCAAACCGGACGAGAUGAUAUCGAUGCACACACAGACUACACCCGUUUCGGGUCAGCAACAGCCAGCUUUCGAUCUCGACCGGCCAGCACCGGCACACAUACAUCAACUACGUCCCGGUGUGAUGAACAAUCUUUCCAAUGCAACGUCCAGUUUCGGUCUUUCCAAUGAGUCCACCUUUCCUAUGGUCGUACAGGGAUCUAGCAAAAACUGGAUCAAAUGUCCUAGAAUGCAACAUGCAGCGGAAGUUGUCCUCAAUCUUCGACUACUGCUGGAAGAGUACAUCCUCCGCAACAUCUACGUCACGGGGACGGUACUAAAGUUUGUUUCGCACGUCCUCUCGGAAGUGAUGCGUUGCACCCGGCAAGAAGUGGGCGAUGAAUUUCGACGCCUUGGACUGGUGGAUAAAAUCAAACAUGUACAUAACGAGCUGUUAAUGCCACACAGUCUGGAAGAUCCCGUUACGAUAGUGAAUCAGUUGCGUCACACGAUUGAAGAGAUUCAAAAUUAUCCGCUCAAGGCGCGAUCACUUGCGAGCGGUGAAGAGGCAUGGAAUCGUGUGCUGCAGACGCUGGAGAAGCUUUCCUGCGAGCUAGACCACGAGAUUGAACAUCCGGAACAGUUCAUCGAAGCAUUGCAGUAUGGGCUGGUGCGUGUCAGCGAGACCUGCACUGGUUCGUGCAGUGUGCCGGAGAAAAAAGUUGUCUCCAUUGAUCCGACACCGGUGGCAACCGGCCCAGCGGUGUUUCCCACAAGUUCUAGCGUGUUGGAGAUAGAUCGGUACGAGGCACCAUCCGUAUCGUUCUGUAAACCCUACACCUGCUUCUUCGAGCGUAUCGUUCUCUCCAUCUGGUCCGUGCUCGUGUGGAUCAUGAAUCAGAUGAACAGUUUUUGGGACUUUCUGAACAGUCCUCCACCGCCUCUGCUGGGAACACCUUCACCGUCCGUGUCGUUCCACCGCAGCGUGCUUGAUAAUGAAAAAAUUCCCCACCAGCGUCACGAAGAAAGCAAUGGACUAAAUCAAGCAAGAAACGUGUUACAAAUUGCGCUAGAAAGAUCAUCCGGAGCAGAGAUUACAGCGGACUCGCAAAACGAUCCGGAUCGUUCGGUAAAUGCACGAUCGCUGAAGAUGUUCACGCAACUGUUGCAAGAUGCUGGCAGUAUUGAGCUGAAGCAUUCCAGCUCUCGCCACAACAUUCACCUGCAGCUGCACACGAGCGUCUCGGGUAUGCUGGAAAAGCGGGAAGCGGACGACUAUCUGACGAUGACGGGCAACAUUCGGGAUCACGAUGCUGGUGUGGCCGUGUUCUUCGACGCCCGCAUUAUCGAUCUGGAUUCGCUGGCAAAGGUCGAAUCGGUGAUGGAGUGCGUCACCAGAAUCGGGCGACUCUCGGACGACGUGGAAAAUAGUGAAGUUUUAUCCGAGGAAACGGUUGUACAUUCGGCAGCGGGAACGGAACCGACCACUGAAGAUGAGCAGGUUGUAAGUUCGCUGAUUGAAGAUAUGGUGUGCAAUGGAGGCUAUGACGAAGAGUUGCCCAUCCUCAACACUACAGGGGCGGAACAGUUGCUGAGAGAAAUUAAACACUGCCUGCAGGACCUGCUCUCGCCAGUUACAUCGGCGGUGCACAAGUUAUGCGAUCAAUUUGGUAACGCAGGCGUUGGGACUGCGCACACCAUGGCGGAGGAGAACGCAUUGGAACGCUAUACGGUGGAAAUACACGAAGAUGUUACGGAUGAAGAGGAGGGUCACGCUUGCACCGACCAUUCUUGCGUUAUUUGUAACAGACAUGUCUCAGUUUCAAAUAAAACCAAGGAGAAUGAAAUUGACGAAGAUAGCACUCCAGCCCUUGAGCAGUCAGCUGAGGAACUCCCGUUGUCAGAAACCACUGGAAUUGAAGUAGACGAAGCACUAUCUCCACCACAAGAACAGUUUUCCGAGCAUUCCCAGUUGGCAGAAACGAUGCAAGAGCUACUGGAAUUGUUUCACGCUACAAACGAUCGUCUGGAAACGAUUGACACAGACAUUAGCGCCAUUCGUAACGAAGUACAGCAGCUAGUAGCCGGACAGCAGCAGCAGCAGCAGCAGCAACCUGUCCCAGAAGGUACUCACCCACCUACCCAGACCGAAAGGCGUCGAUCCCAACGCAAAUCUUUAGCCCAAAAGCUACGAAAAUCGUACGAAGCACCGAUCGUUCGAUGCCCGAUGCAGACCCAACAGCCGAUUGGACCAUUUGGCCAGAGUGGUUCGUACUGUCCGACGGAAAUCUACUCGUGCCAUGCAGUGAGCCCGGAUGUGCUGGUCGUUCACUGGAGAGUACUGGAUGAUGAUGUGCUACACUGUAUAGCAGGGUUUGAGAUUUACGUCGAUAAUGAACUGCGUUCUGUUUGCUACUCGAACAAACGGCGCACGACUCUGAUUGGAAAUAUUGAUCUUAAAAAGCAUCACCAAAUUACACUAAACAUAACGACACGGGAUGAAUCAGGUUCGGCCUGUGAGAAGGCAGCGCAAUGGGCGCCUGCGUUCUUUCUGUAUCAUACUUGAAUAUGUUUUAGAAAACUCUUUUUGUAUAAUUGAAGCAUGGUGCAACUUGAUCUAAUUUAAGACAGUGCAGAGAGUGUAUGUUCAUGCUUAAGUUGAUGAACAUCACACUGCUGACGAAUAAUAUCCAUUGUCUUAUAAAUUGA
Molecule: messenger RNA, 3811 nt
Organism: Anopheles gambiae (African malaria mosquito)
Lineage: Eukaryota; Metazoa; Arthropoda; Insecta; Diptera; Culicidae
Exons: 2
Coding region: 102-3668 (1188 amino acids)
Source: RefSeq, a predicted model, not a curated record